GCAGACAGCUUGUUUCUGUCUUAAAAAUUUCUCCUUUCGUCCUGCCACUAAACAAAUCUUUCUUGUGAGUUCUCCUUCCCCCUCUAUAUACAAGCUAACCCUCUCUUCUCCUCUAAACAACUACACCAACUCCCUCACCUCUCUCUCUCUCUCUCUCUCUCUAUCUAUCUGUUUCUGAUCAUAUCAAAACAUCUUCAAUAUUAAUGGAGGAACUUAUGAUGAGGAAACAACCAGCAGCUUGUAUCCCUACUUCAAUUACUCCAUCGCCAAUCACCAUGCAUAAAAACUCACACACAAUAGCCAAAGUCAAGCCAAAGAUACGCAUAAUUCACAUCUUUGCUCCAGAAAUCAUCAAGACAGAUGCCGCGAACUUCAGAGAGUUGGUACAAAGACUCACAGGGAAACCAAGUGAUCAAAAGGGGGGUUGCAGGCAGAAACCAAGAAGGGCAAGAACACAAGAUCAACCAAGAAACUGCAACAGAGACUUAUGUGAAGAAAAGCCUGUUAUGACCAAGAAAGUUGAGCCGAGAAGUGGGUUUGGGAGUAGUCUGGGGUCUAGAGAAAGAGUUAAGGAGGAAGAAGAAAUGUGGAAUGGAGCAUAUUCAGGAAGCUUCCUAGGUGGAUUUACAGACUUGGAUGGCUUCAUUCAAGAACUUGGUGAAUUUCCAUUGCUGCCAAUGGACGCUAAUCACAUACAUGAGCUUGGACAGACUCAACUUGCCUAGAUCAAUAAUGGUUUUCCUUUUAUUCCCUUGCACAAGCUUGAUUAUACCAGGCUUUUUUUUCCUUUUGGAUAUAUAUAAUAUGGAUCUAAUUUAGAUGGUUUGAUUAACUGAGUUCUUCUGCAUAUCAUUAUGUCCAUAUUUUCUAAUUUUCCCAAUCUCUAUUUGAUUUCUCUUGAUGUAAAUACAAGGGGACAAUCUUCUUUUUA
Messenger RNA from Populus nigra (black poplar), 931 nucleotides. RefSeq names its product VQ motif-containing protein 25-like. The transcript has a single exon. Gene Ontology annotation, cellular component: nucleus. Bases 204 to 725 code for a protein of 173 amino acids. The record is from RefSeq and is a predicted model, not a curated record. Lineage: Eukaryota; Viridiplantae; Streptophyta; Magnoliopsida; Malpighiales; Salicaceae.